UGCACUUCCUGCAUCAUUGCAUGGACUGGGGACAUUACUGUACAUUCUACUGGACCCCACAGGAUCCCAGGGGCCCCAAUUCCUGGAAUCAUCAGAUAUAAUCAUAUCUUGACGUAAAAACUUCAGAUAUUUGCUGGUGGAAGCAUCGUCAUGUUCAAAAAUGAAUAUCAGGGGGGAGCGUUUGUUGAAAUCUUCAGUGCCCAAGGUAAAGAUCCAGUGGCAAAAUGGAAACUCUCUGGAAGCCAAUCAGCUAUAUGGAAAGACUUUGAUAAGGAAGUGAAGAGUUUUGUCUUUGUCCUUGAAGGAAGCAGCCAGACUAUCAAGAUGCAGCUGCCAAAAGAGAGCAAGCAAACGCUUGGACUGAUCCAGAGGUUUCUGAUCCUGCAGCUGUACAUCCCGCUAGGACAAGACUUUUCUGCCGAACUACUAAUAACCGAUUUGGCAAAUAUUAAAAGAAGAUUAUAUUUAUCCACUGUCCAUAAGGAAAUAUCUGCAACGCCUUUACAUGCAAAAAUACCUCUGUCCAUUGUCAAACGUAAAGUGUGGUGUAAUCUUUGCAUCGACCUUGUUGACUUCACAAGCGGAGUAUUUAAAGGCGCCGUGUUUCAGUCAUUGAAUGGAAUCAUUGUUUCAGCAAACUGUAAGCUGAGGAAAAUAUAUACAAUGAAGUUAAAACCUCAGGAGACAGAACAAGAUAUAUAUGGAUCUACGUUGGCCAGCAGUGAACCCACCGAUACACUUCCCCGAAGCUGCCAAAUUACAACAGAUGUGGAUCAGGUCACACAGGUGCUGGAUCUCAUAAGGUUACGUCCCAUUGAAUCACGGGACAAUGCGAGGUUCGGGAUCUCAGUGGAUGGAGAGUACCUCACCAGCAGAGGGCAGUGUAGCUCUCGUGACAUAAGAAAAGCAGAACAAUCUCAUAUUGCUUUUGGGUCCAAGGUUUCUGGUCCUCCACCAGCCACCAUGAGAAAAAACAGUGCCAGGUCACCUGCAGAGUCAACAAGAUCUACAAGCAGAUAUGAAAAAUCCUUAUCACAGCUGUCCCCGGAGAAAGGAAUUGGAACAGAUGCAGGAGUCUUAUCACCAAAACUGACUCUGAUUUCAGAUCAAAAGAACAAAGAAAAUAUACAACAGGCCAGAAGAAAAGACAUACAACAAGAUUACCUGCCACACCCACCCCAGGAACCACCAACAGAGAGGAGCAGAAGACUAAGGAGUGCAGGAAGGAAGGAGCAAACAAGACCGGCUCUUAACAGCUCUUCUAUGGGACACAGCGGAAAUGAAGAUAAGCUCUCUGUUAAGAUCCAUAUGCCUUCCUGCGAGAACAGAGAGCAGACGCUGAGUAUCGCCAGAGCCAACAUUGCAGAUGAGUGGGUAUUUCCUGACGCUUCCCAAGAUGAAGAAUCCAUACUGUCUAAUACCCAACAUCAAACAAACAUCAGUCUCAGCUGUCACCCGCUGGCAGAUAGCAGCCAAAAUGACACCAGCUAUCCUGCAGAUGGGGCCCCUGAGGACCCACAUGAAGUAUCCCCCACUUCCUCAAAGAUUUGUACAACAUCUCAUGGGAAACUUCAGGCCUUUCAGAUUUCCAGAGACGUCAUCUCUCCAGAUCUCCUGGAACAUGACAAACGAGGAGCGCAAAUGGAGGACGAUUUCUAUAGAAGUGACAGCAGCAAUGAGGAGGGAGACAUCUUCAAGUGGACCUCCAGCCCUAAAACAGAUCAAAGAUUGACAGAUCUUCAUGAGUCUCCUAGCCCAGUAGAGGUUCAUAGAAGAAGUUCCGAAGGUCCAUCUCUCCUUCAUUCUUUCAUCAAGGGUUCCACUUCAAAUACCUCCUCUACAGAUGCCAAAAUCGGAGACUUCAGCAGUCAAAGACAACUGAUACCAAUCCGUAGCUUGUCCCCCAGUGGAAGUAGAAAUGAAUCCUCUAUGGAAAAUUCAGUUCUUUCGAAAAUUCAACAAUUUGUAUCAGAUAACAAGCUAAGAACUUCAAUGAGCAAGAAAUCCCUGAAGGAAAUCCCAAAGGAAAAUAGGAGGAUGACAGAUGAAGCAUCAUGUUACGACUGGAGAAACUACCAAAUGAACCGACUCAGCGCUUCAGAGAUGCAGAUGCUGGCCAGUCUGAAGAGGCAGCAAAAUGAAGAGCUGGAGGAGGAGGGGAUGUCACAUGGCUUAAGCCAAUCGCAAAUAGACCAUUGUAAUGUCAGCAUGAGCACCAGCAGUGAUGAUACAGCCACAUGGAAUUCCUGUCUGCCUCCGCCUGUCAAUCAGGGAUCUCACUAUCAAACAGAGAUGAAUCCUCUGGCUCAAUCCAACCCUCGGGACUGGAUAAAAGCAUUUAGUCCUCCCAUCAUUCCAACAAGCCAGAAUUUGGAUCCUUUACUCAAACUUAAACAAUUAAGUCUAAGCAGCUGUAAUGAAGGGGAUGAUGGAAUUUGCGCUGACGAAGAAGAGGAGAUACUGACCUUGUUGUAUGAUCCGUGUCUGAACUGUUAUUUCGACCCAGAAACUGGAAAAUAUUACGAAUUAGCUUAAUAUGUUUAUAUUGUAAACGAAAAAAAGAGGCUAAUGUGCCUUCAAGAUUGCUUAUAAGCUGGCUAAAUUCUGUUUUCCGGCAGCAAUUGUUAACAUAUUUAUCCACCCCAAUCCCAUCCUUUAAGGGAAAACUGAGUUCUGGAAGCUCAUCCCUAAAAAAGUGAGGUAGGGGACCAGUCAGUAUUAUUGCCUGUGGUCUCCCCCGAGUUGAUCUUUUCCAUAGUACUGAUUUACCAGGCCUUCUUCUGCAGCGUGUCUCUGUGUGAAGCAGACAUCUUGAUAUAGGCAGGGCUUGGCUUCUUCUCUUCUCCAGCAAGGAGAACAGGAAGCAGCCCAGAAGUAACAUCACCCAAUCUCACUCCCAAUCUCUUUAAACUAAGGGGUCUAUAUAUAUAAAAUAUGAAACAUUUGUGGAAUCUGGAGGAAAUGUCACUGUCUGUUUUCUAAUAGGUAUAUUCCUGUAUGAUCAACUCCAUCUAGUGGACAAAAUGUGUCAUUUUUUUUCUCGUUGAGGUAUUUCAGAAUACUAUACUGCCUUUUGACCACUAGAUGGAGCCAAUGAUAUAGGAAUGAAUCUAUUAGAAAAUAUACGGUGACAUUUUGUUCAGCUUGCACAAAUGUUUUUGUUUUAUAAAUAGAUCCCUAAAUGUCAGAAGCAGCAUUAAAGCCGGGGUUCACCCUAAAAACAAAUUUCUAACAUUAGAGCCAGCAUACUAAGGACAUUUACUGUAUGCAGG
Messenger RNA from Rana temporaria (common frog), 3272 nucleotides. RefSeq names its product CFAP20 domain containing (gene CFAP20DC). The transcript has 18 exons. The coding region runs from base 151 to 2535 and encodes 794 amino acids. The record is from RefSeq and is a predicted model, not a curated record. NCBI's taxonomy places the organism in Eukaryota, Metazoa, Chordata, Amphibia, Anura, Ranidae.